AUUCGCGGGUGGUGAUAUGGUAUCCUAGACUGUCUGUAGGAUAUCCGGGUCCUCAGAUUUCUGUAUUUUCUUCUGCCACUAGCCCACUACAAACCUAAACUAACCUGCCGGAGUCGUAAGACUAUUCUACGCUUCUUACGAGGUUGGUUGGUAUUUGGCAACUUGCUUCUGUCGAUGAGCUGCUUCAGCUGUUGUGUUGAUGAGGAAAGCCAUAAAGCUUAUGAUACUGGGCCUUUCAUGCCAAACGGCUCAACAAGCAACAGCGCAGGUUAUCAUGUGAAAGAAGCUGCACCAAAGGAUGUGCAGACUGUAUUCCAACCCGUUGCUGUACCUGCUAUUUCAAUAGAUGAACUGAAGGAAAUUACAGAAAAUUUUGGUACCAACGCUUUAAUUGGUGAGGGUUCAUAUGGAAGAGUAUAUCAUGGGGUCCUGAGUAGUGGGCAGGCUGUAGCUAUCAAGAAGUUGGAUUCCAGUAAGCAGCCAGACCCAGAAUUUUUAUCACAGGUUUCAAUGACAUCCAGACUAAAACAUGAGAAUGCUGUCAUGCUUGUUGGUUACAGUGUUGAUGGCCCUCAUCGUGUCCUUGCCUAUGAAUACGCUCCUAAUGGAUCCCUUCAUGACAUUCUGCAUGGACGAAAAGGUGUCAAAGGAGCGAUGCCUGGUCCAGUUUUGUCUUGGGCACAAAGAGUUAAAAUUGCUGUUGGGGCUGCAAGGGGACUUGAAUAUUUACAUGAAAAGGCCCAACCUCAUAUCAUCCAUCGCGACAUUAAGUCCAGUAAUGUGCUACUUUUUGAUGAUGAUGUUGCUAAGAUUGGUGACUUUGAUUUGUCAAAUCAAGCUCCCGACAAUGCUGCACGUCUUCAUUCUACUCGUGUACUUGGAACUUUUGGUUAUCAUGCUCCUGAAUAUGCAAUGACAGGACAGUUGAGUUCAAAAAGUGAUGUUUACAGCUUUGGGGUCGUGCUGCUGGAACUGUUAACUGGUCGUAAACCUGUUGAUCAUACGCUGCCACGUGGACAACAGAGCCUUGUUACAUGGGCCACCCCAAAGCUCAGUGAAGAUAAGGUGAAACAGUGUGUUGAUGCUAGGUUAAAUGGUGAAUACCCUCCGAAGGCAGUUGCAAAGGUAUUGAAAAUUUCUCUCGGUCACUUCACACUUGAUGGCUGCUGUCGCUGCCUUGUGUGUGCAAUAUGAAGCUGAUUUCCGGCCGAAUAUGAGCAUUGUAGUCAAAGCUCUCCAGCCUCUUUUGAACACUCGAUCUGGUCCCCCAAGUGAAACGCCACGUCCAUGAAUUCCCCAUUGAGCCUUUAAUCUUUCUUGCAAAGGAGGGCAUGGAGAUCAGUGUUGUAAAUGCUUGCGGUUGAUCAUUUUUGUAAACUUUUUUCUCAAAAUUUACUGGUUUUUUUUUUUUGUAUUCUUCUUCUUUAUAUAGAGAAUUAUACUAUAAAUUCCAUCAUGUAAGAUCAGGGUAGGAUUUCUGUACCAUUUGUUGGUAGCAGCAUAUAAAUUGAGCAGCCUUGUUUGUCCCGA
Tripterygium wilfordii is the source of this 1530-nucleotide messenger RNA. RefSeq names its product pto-interacting protein 1-like. Lineage: Eukaryota; Viridiplantae; Streptophyta; Magnoliopsida; Celastrales; Celastraceae. The record is from RefSeq and is a predicted model, not a curated record. The transcript is spliced from 8 exons. Gene Ontology annotation, biological process: protein phosphorylation. Bases 175 to 1194 code for a protein of 339 amino acids. Gene Ontology annotation, molecular function: ATP binding; protein kinase activity.